Molecule: messenger RNA, 1941 nt
Organism: Auanema sp. JU1783
Lineage: Eukaryota; Metazoa; Nematoda; Chromadorea; Rhabditida; Rhabditidae
Source: the annotation of a GenBank genome assembly
AUGGAUUUCGCAGCUUUAGAACGUGCUGUUUAUGGUGAACAGGUUGAGGAUGACGAGGAGUUAAUGGCAGAGCUACUUGCCUUAGAAGCAGAGACAGCGGCAUCGUCUGCUCCUGCUCUGCCUGCACGUCCUCCAGCUGCUCCGAUUGCGCCAGCUCCAGUUGCGCGAGCUCCGGUACCCCCAGCUCCAGUUGCGCGAGCUCCGGUACCACCAGCUCCAGUAGCGCGAGCUCCGGUACCACCAGCUCCAGUUGCGCGAGCUCCAGCUCCGCCAGCCCCAGUUGCGCGAGCUCCUGCUCCACCAGCAUCAGUUGCGCGAGCACCGGCUCCGCCAGCUUCAACCGAAGAGAGGAAAAAAGCAGAGAUAAGAAAAGUACUGAUCCGACGUCGGAACGCUUAUGUUGAGAAUGGAAAGGCUGCUGUAGCUUGCGAUGAUAAAACCGCUGCUAUGCAAUAUGUGGAAGUUUCUAAGAUGUUCGACGAGGCGCUGAAACUUUUGGAAACAGCAUCAGCUGAUGAUUUGGAUUUAAAUGAAGCUCCCCCAUCACCUCAACCUUACAGGAGGAAGGUUGUUCCGAAAUCUUUCGUAGAAGGAUUACAGUAUAGGAGAGAAUUGUAUGUAGCCAUGGUUGAAAAGGCUAAGAACGCUGGAGAUCAACGUAAAACGAGAAUGUACUCGAGAUCAGUGGCUGAGUACGAUGAAGCUAUUGGGCUCGCUAAAAGUGGAGGCACUGUUAAUAUCUCGGAAUUACCCAGCUUACCUAAUAUGGCACCACUUCCGCCCCAGAAGUCUUCUCAAACUCAGCUACCUAAGCCUGCUGAGCCUUCUCAUUCAACAGCUCCCAACAAAUCGCCUUCUCCUAAGCCAGUGGCUGGCCCACCGGCAGGAAUUAAACCACCUCCAGCCGUUGGUCCAUUAGCAGAUUCCGGAGAACCAGGAAAGUCGAGAAAUCAGACACAGUUAGAAUUUCUGCUGACCCGUCAAAACCAAUUCAAACAGGCAGCAAUAGCUGCAAAGAAAAGCGGGAACACAGAGCUCGCUCGAGAGUAUCUCAUAGAAUCAAAGGGUUUCGAAAAAAUGAUAAAUCGAGCAAAAGCUGGUUUGCCGGUAACUAUCAGAGAUACCCCGAUUCCUCCUCAAGCUCGAACUGGGCAAGCUUCUCUGCAACCGAGAAUUGUCGCAUCUAAUAACAGCAUCACUGGAUUAGAAGGUCGGGGUGAAGUACUGGCUAUGUUAGAAUCUACGUUGAUUGAACAAAUCAAGUUUGCGGAAACAAAUAGAAUGAGAUUCACACGACUAGGUGAUGUUGGAAAAGUGAAUAUGUUCGAAAAUUGGGCUAAAAUAUCGAAAACUGAUCUUCUGCUUGUGCGAGAAGUUGCCAAACAAGGACUGCAAAUCCCGGGAUUCCGUUAUGAGAUUAGAGAUGUACCAACAGCUGAUUUAUUCCCAGAUCUCGCUGAAGAUGUCUUAGAGUUGACCAUUGCAGAAUGCAGAGAUGUACCGCUGCCCAGUGGAUACGAGACAAAACAUGCUUCUCUCUUUGUGAAAUAUUCUUUCCCUUAUCCCACUGAAACACCUCAAAUGGGUAAAACUAAGACUGUAAAUGAUACGGUUUCUCCAGUUUUCGAUGAGAAACUGAUGAUCCAGAUAGGGGAAAGACGAGCCCGAGGACAGCGUUUACUGCGCUCUCUAAAAAGAGCUGCUUUGAAAUUGGAGGUGUAUCAAAAGGGUAGCUUCCUACGCAGUGAUAAACUACUAGGUGUAUGCGAAUUUAAACUUGAUGUCUUAGAAGGAAAGGCAGAAGUAGAGGAAUCAGCGCCUCUUAAAGAAGGCCGUAAAGCAGUUGGAGGACUUAUCAGUUUCAAAGUGCGAAUCCGGGAGCCUCUGGGUGACACAAAGGUUCUGGUAGCAAAGCAGAAAUGGCUUAUGUUGCUCAACUAA